Molecule: messenger RNA, 1203 nt
Organism: Brenthis ino (lesser marbled fritillary)
Lineage: Eukaryota; Metazoa; Arthropoda; Insecta; Lepidoptera; Nymphalidae
Source: the annotation of a GenBank genome assembly
AUGGAGGACGUUUAUACAAUUAAAGUGAAAACAAAGCCUGACACGAGAAACUUAUAUCCAUCUGAAAGAAGAUAUUCAGCUUCGACUGUGUCUGGACUAGCUUGGGUGCAUAUUGCUCUAGCUAGCACAUCAUUUCUGUUAGCUUGCCUCGCUGUAGUCAACCCAAAUGUUGAACAAACAAAAAACGACACAAGGACGGAUAAUUCAACGAAUGUUGAUGAAAAAACGAAUACCAUGUACAUAUUAGUUCUCGCCCCGACCCUGCUUACUUUUUUUGCCUUAGCUGCUGGAGUUGCCUCUAUUUUCGCUUCAGUUAAAUGGUACAUAGACAGAAAUAUCACUUGGUUGUUUAUCAUGUCGUUGUUGUCAACGGUUUUCUCGUUAAUUUCAUUUAUUAUGAUUAUAGUAUGGUUAUUAACUAGUGAAGAUGAUUUGUCAGAGUUUUAUAAAGACAAAAUACCAUUCAAAGAAAUUUUUAUUAUCAAACAUUCAGAUGUAAUAGAUAGAAACGGAUCGCACUUUGUCAUACCAAGAAAUACGACAGAAGUGAAGGAAGUGGAUUCAAAGAUCUUUACUAAGAAAGUUUUAUCAAUAAAUAUUCUGAUAGCAGCGUUCAUAGAACUUCUAUGGUCAAUUUUAAGUGUGAAAAUAGCUUAUAAAGGAAUGAAGAGUAGUUACAAGGAGGGGGAUGAGAGGCGAGGUAACUGUAUAUCAGUGGUGACAACAAUCAAAGGUAAUAACACAAAAAAAUUGCCAAGAAAUGGUAAAAUUCGAAAACCUGAUUUAAUAGAUCAUUACCCAAGCAGAAAAAUAAAGAAAAUAUUUCUUGCUCAGAACGACAAUGGAUUUUACUUGAAGAAUCAAAAUAACAAAUUGAAGCCAAAUACUGAAACUAGUUCAGAGUUUUAUAAGGAGAGAAUGAUGAAUUUCUUAAAUAAAUGUGCUGAAGGGGUCUCCAAUGCUGAUAUACGGACCCCCAGUGUACAAUCAGAAGGGGUACUAAACCCAAUACCAGAAAUAGCAAGUGUUGAUACAAGUGUACAGGAUAAUAAGGAGGCUAAAGAGUCCCGGGUAACUCCAGUAAGUUGGGGAGAUACACCAGACCAUACAGUUUAUAAUCAAAAUACAAUAAGCUUUGAGAAAAUUUUCAAUUUCAAGAAGAAACUUGUAAUUGAAAAGGAGGAAUGUGAAAAUACUCAUGUU